ACACAACUUUUAACGUGAAUAAGAGGCAUCUUGUAAUCACUGUAAUAAACCACAACCUGGCAACCGAAGUGGAAAGGGGUUAGCAGAGAAACCUGACUGGAUCCUUUCGCAGGGUUUGUUUACGGUUUUAACUGCAAUAUUUUGGACCUUUCCUUAUUAUUUUGCAGGGCAGAAAGAUGAAAAUAGAAGUAGGCGUGUGUGCGUCGCAGUGGACGAUGCAGCUGGGUUUGACGUUGCUCUUGUUGCUGCUCUUCACGUCACGGUGCGAGCCGAUGCCUGAUCCGCACCGACGAGAGGUUCUGAUGAAUCUAGAGGUGAGCAGAGAAAUCGGAGGCGAGGUGAUUCUGAACAAGGAAGAAAAGCUCCUCGAUGAAAAACUGUACCAGAUGAAGUGGCAGGAAAUGUCAGCGCCAGACUUCCCCCCUGCUAUGCACUUUUUUAAAGCCAAGCCACUGAUCGACGCAAGUCCAGUCUUCAGCCUUCUGCAGAAGAUGCCCAAGGGAGCAGCUCUACAUGUGCAUGACUUUGGCAUGGUCGGAGUUGAAUGGCUGGUGAAGAACGUGACUUACAGGGAGAACUGCUACACGUGCUUCACCUACGAAGGCUCUGUGCGCUUCGUGUUCUCGUCCGCGCAGCCCAAAGCGGUGCCUUUCUGUUCCGCAUGGACUCUGCUCAAAACCCUUAGGGAGAAACACAACACCACUGAAUUGGACAACAGCUUUAUACGAAACCUGACGCUGGUCACCGAGGACCCGGACAGCGAGUAUCCCAACCAAGACGUCGUCUGGAAAAGGUUCGAACAAGCUUUCUUGGUGGCCUUCGGGUUGGUCACCUAUGCUCCUGUCUUUAAGGAUUAUCUUUAUGAAGGUUUCAGGCAGUUCUACAGUGACAACGUUAUGUAUGUGGAAAUCCGAGCUCUUAUGCCUCUGACGUACGAGCUCGACGGCAGACUGAACAGUCGGGACUGGAGCAUGAGGGCUUGUCAGGAGGUGGUCCAACGCUUCACAGCUCAGCAUCCAGACUUCUUAGGAGCCCGAAUAAUUUUCACCGUCCACAGAGGCCUGAAUUCGACACAAGCCGUACAGGUGGUCGAGGAGGCCAUCAGGCUGCAGAGGAACUUUCCAGACAUCAUGGCAGGCUUUGACUUUGUGGGUCAUGAAGAUAAUGGAAAUCCCUUGUGGUACUUUAAAGAGGCUUUGGGUCUGCCGGAGGAGCACGGCGUCCAUCUGCCCUUCUUCUUCCAUGCAGGAGAGACCAAUUCACAAGGCACAGCAGUGGAUCAGAACAUGAUGGACGCACUGCUCUUCAACACGUCUCGGAUCGGACACGGCUUUGCGAUGCCGCAUCACCCCGUGGUCAAAGAGCUCUCCAGGAAGAUGGACGUAGCGGUGGAAGUUUGCCCCAUCUCUAAUCAGGUCCUAAAGCUGGUGUCAGACCUCCGGAACCAUCCCGCGGCCGUGCUGAUGGCAGAGGGCCAUCCCAUGGUGAUCAGCUCCGACGACCCGGCUCUGUUCGGAGCGUCCGGUCUCUCGUACGACUUCUACGAGGCUUUCAUGGGCUUAGGAGGAAUGAAAUCGAAUUUAGCUACACUGAAAGAGCUCGUGUUAAACUCUCUAAGGUACAGCUCCUUGCCUCCCACUGUGAAGGAAAAAGCCAUUUCAGCCUUGCUAAGGAAGUGGGACAAGUUUGUCUCAGAGAGUUUGCUGUGAACCUGCAGGAGGACCUGCUGGGGAACCUGUUGGAGAACCUGCUGGUGACCAUAGAGACACUUUUUUUUAGGUUGCAUUUUUAUACACGCAAGAAUGAAAAAAUUUUACCUGGCUGUGUGUCAGAAUUGAAAGGAAUGUUUUACUGGCAAAAGUCUAUUAAGUCACUUAUCUUCUGAAUGAUUAGAUCGCCCUCUGCUGGACACAUGCAUCUAUUACCUUCAUGCUAUGGGAGGUCUUUAUAUCGGGUGACUUUUUGAUAGCCAGAUGAAAACUAACUGACAAUAAGAAAGGCUAUACUUUUAUUUAAGAACAUAAACAUUUUUUUUGUCCAUUUAUAGUUACAUUUAGUGUCAUGGAACAUUCGUGAAUUGAAAUCGUUUCGGUUUGAAACAGACGUUUCUUUAUCUUCUCUCUAUUGAAAGAGAAAUAAGACAAAGAACUUACUUCUUGUGACAUAAAUCAAUGCCAAAGUGUCAAUGAAACUCUUUGAAUCGUAACAGUUAGAAGGCACCGAAACUUUAGACUCCUUGCAGGAACAUUUACACAUCUUUUAACAGAAUGUAAUGCACUUAAAACAACAAAAAAAUCCAUUCGUAAGGAUAAAAUGAUAUCAACGUCUGCUGCACAAAUCCAUGUCAUUUAACUGUUGCUAUAGAAACCAUGAUAUAGCAAUAUAGCGAUAGUUUUAAAGCUGCACCACUGUCAGAGCUGCUGAUCAACACCUUCUGACCAAUCAGAAUCAAGCAUUCAUCAGAUGUAUAUUUGUAUAGAUGUACAGCUCACUAUGUGUGUGUGUGUGUGUUUGUGUGUGUGUGUGUGUGUGUGUGUGUGUGUGUGUGUGUGUGUGUGUGUGUGUGUGUGUGUGUGUGUGUUGCUUUUCAUUAGUCAUAACAGAUGAGAAAGUUUAAGAACAUUGCUACACGUCAUGUCAGGGACACUGAACAGAUACUGAGUACUCUGAUAGAAGCCUUUAUUUUGUCACAUCUACAUUAUAGCACAGUGAAAUUCUUUCUUCACAUAUCUCAACUCUGGAGGUUGUAGUCAGAGCACAGGGUCAGACAUGAUACAGCACCACUAGAGCAGAGAGGGUUAAGGGCCUUGACCAAGGGCCCAACAGUGGCAGCUUGACAGUGCUGGGGCUUGAAACCUGACCUUCUGAUCAAUAAUCCAGAGACUUAACCAUGUGAUCAUUUGCUUUAAUUCUAAUGAUAAAUGACUUCAUAGUGAGAUCACAUGGACUUGUGUGUAAGUGAUGCCUUCAGUGAGGAUUUGAACUUAAUCUCUAUUCACUGUGUGUGUGUGUGUGUGUGUGUGUGUGUGUGUGUGUGCGUGCGCGCGCGUGUGUGUGUGCGUGUGCGCGUGCGUGUGUGUGCACAUUUCCCUGAACUGAGACAAGAUGGAAACUUCUGCAAGUCUUAUAAUGGAAGUCUGUCUGUCAGUCUUUCUGUCUACACGACGUACAUAAUAAACAUUUAUUCAGUCCUG
Messenger RNA from Tachysurus fulvidraco (yellow catfish), 3194 nucleotides. RefSeq names its product adenosine deaminase 2-A-like. The record is from RefSeq and is a predicted model, not a curated record. Lineage: Eukaryota; Metazoa; Chordata; Actinopteri; Siluriformes; Bagridae. Gene Ontology annotation, molecular function: adenosine deaminase activity. The coding region runs from base 177 to 1709 and encodes 510 amino acids. Gene Ontology annotation, biological process: adenosine catabolic process; inosine biosynthetic process. The transcript is spliced from 11 exons.